GCUGACGUCACGGCUGUACGUCGGCGGCAGCUCGCUGUGGAGGAAUGUGCGGAAACUUCUCCGUCUACACUUUUCUCUCCGCGCUGUUCGUCGAAGAAAGUAAAGCACGAAGGUGGAAAAAGUCCACGAAACUUGAGUAAAGUUUGGAUCGGAGGAGUCGCUUUUCGUCCCUGUAGAGGUGAAGAGCUGAACUCAACAUGUCCGCUCAGACUGUGUUUUCGGUGGAGAUGUUUCCUGUGGGUGUUUCUCUGAUGGAGGACGGUCAAAGUCUGAACGACAUGCCCAGGAACACGCUGCCCGCCCCUCAGCUGGUGAUGCUAGCCAACGUGGCAGCGGUGACGGCGUCGGAGGGUGGCAGCGGUGGCUGUGAUGGCAGCGCAGCCGACGAGAAGGAGAUGAUGGAGCUGAAGACGGUGGGAUGCAGCUACUCGGACAGCGAGGACGAGAGCAUCAUCAGGUACAGCUAUGACAACCAGAACCACAGAGAGGUCUGUAUCAUCGAGUAUCCAGAGUCUCCAGGCCCAAGCAUCAAGGCUGUGGUUGUCGGUAACAAUGCAGAGGAGGAAGAGGAGGACGAUGGGGACAAAGCUGAAGACCUGUCCCGCCGCCCUCAAACCCGUCCCUCCACCGCCACUAAAACACAGGUUGCCAAACGUAAAGACAGUCCCCCCGCUGCUGUGACGGAGAGCACCAAGAAGAAGAAACCUUUCCACUGUAAACCAUGUCACUUCCAGGCUCAGAACGAGCAGGAGUUCGUAGAACAUCUCAGCACCCACAGCAUCAGCAAGAUGAUGGUGGUGAACCGGGUGGAGGGGCGCAGCAAGACCAAGACCAAGGAGGCAGAAACACCUGAGUCCCAGGCUCCUUCAGGUGGGGAGGGGGAUGGUAGCGGGGAGGCAGGAGCCACAGCGACAACAGGUGACAUCAAAGGGCUGAUCAGGUGUGAACGGUGCGGAUACAACACCAACAGAUACGACCAUUACAUCGCCCACCUGAAACACCACAGCAAGGAGGGAGAGGAUCACAGGGUGUUUAAGUGCACUCUGUGUCCAUACACCACCGUAAGUCAAUACCACUGGAGGAAACAUUUGAGGAAUCACUUCCCCAGCAAACUGCACACCUGCAGCCAGUGCUCCUACUUCUCCGACCGCAAGAGCAACUACAUCCAACACAUCCGGACGCACACAGGUGUGCGUCCUUUCCAGUGUCUGUACUGUGACUACUCCAGUUCACAGAAAACCCACCUGACCCGACACAUGAGGACUCACUCAGGUGAGCGUCCCUUCAAGUGUGAGAGCUGUAACUACCUGGCAGCCAAUCAGCAUGAGGUGACCCGCCACGCCCGGCAGGUCCACAAUGGCCCCAAACCUCUUUCCUGCCCCUACUGCGACUACAAGACCGCAGACCGCAGCAACUUUAAAAAGCAUGUUGAACUCCACCUCAACCCUCGCCAGUUCCUCUGUCCGCUCUGCAAGUACGCUGCCUCCAAGAAAUGCAACCUGCAGUACCACAUCAAGUCCAGGCACUCUGGAUGCAACGUCUCCGUGGAUGUCUCUAAAGUCAAACUGCGUGUCAAGAAACCCGGUCCUGAUGGUGCAGAGGAAAAUUCAGACUCCAGAGCAAGCAAGCUUGACAACUCAUCCAGCAUCGAGGAGGACUUUGACAUGGACGACGGGGACGAGCAUGAGGCUGUGGACUCGAGCCCCAUCAAUUUGUCAAUCAGAAAGAGCAGCAGGCCUAGUGUUGCUCAACCUUCACAGAGUGAAACACCGGACAAGGCUCAGAAGAAAUCCAGCGCCACUUCUGAGAAAGAGAAACUACCGAAGCUGAAGGACAAGAUUGAACCAGAGAAAAAGGUCACAACAAGGCAGAAGAAGGCUGAGAAGGUCAACGAGAAUCCUGCAGAGAACACAACUGUUAAAGAAACCCAGGCUGAGACGAUAACAGCUGCUGUAAAUACAGACACCAAGGUGAAGAGACGAGUCAAGAAGCUACCAGCAGAAAAACAGACUGUCCAGGACCAAGCAGAAGUGCCUGAAUCCCAAAAAGACCAAAUGGAGACAGAGAAAUCUGACCAACAAAAAUCCAAGGAGGAGAGAAUAGUGAGGCAGAAAGUGACAAAGGAGGAAGGGAAAUUAAGGCCUGAGAAGGAAAAAGAACAGCAGAAGAAUGAUAGCAGUGGAAAGGAGAACAAAAGCAUCAACAAGCCCAGGAAGUAUGGAUCAAGGAAGUCAGAGAAAAUUACAGAACCUGUUGAGGAAGCUCAGCAGAAACCAGAAAGUCAUGAGAAAAAUCAAAAGGAAAAGGUGGUUAAAGAAAAGCCCUCAAAGAGGAAAGCAGUGGAGGCAUUAGAUCUUUCCCAAAAGUGCUCAUCUGAGACGCCAUCCAAAGCCAGACGACUGAAAGCCACAUCUGCUGAGAAGGUGCAGUCAAAACUUGCUUCAGAAGACAAGUCAAAUGAUGCCACUCCAAUUCAGCAAAAGUCCAAUGGGACAACACCAGUAAAGCAGAAGAAGACCAGGAGCUCCAACAAGAAAGCCGCAGGCCUUCAACAAGCUGUGGAUCCAGCUAAAGACAAGACAAGGUCAGUCACCAGUCUGACCACAGAGGCUCCAGAAGCAUCCGUUCAGCUGGACAACUCAAAGCAAACCACAAACUCUGAGCACCAGCCAACAGAAAACAGCCCAGCACAGAAGAAGACCUUCACAGACGACACAGUCUCAGCUGUGCCAGAAAAGACUCUGGACAAACCUUCAGAGAAGAUGGAUGUUUCACCCUCCUGCAGCUCAGGUGAGGACACACCCUCUUCAGCUGAAGACCGGCCUGCUCCAACCUUCCUAAAACCCACAUCACCACCUUCUCUGGUGCUUCCAAGUCAGCGAAUCAAACCCGCUGACCCAGAGGACGACGAAGGGAUCCACAGCAGUCACGAAGGGGGAAGUGACAUCAGCGACAGCGCCUCUGAGGGCAGCGACGACUCUGGCCUCAAUGGCAAUGGCAGUGGGUCGGGUAAGAUGGCCAACGACCCCGAAACGCCUACUGACGAGAUCCCAACACCAACGGAGCUCAAGAGUCACAUGUGCAUCUUCUGUGACCGUACGUUCCCCUUGGAGGCGGAGUACCGCCGUCACCUGAACCGUCACCUCGUCAACGUCUAUUACAUGGACAACACCACUAAAGGACAGAAAUAAGGAUCUGUAUCCAGUAAGCUGAGCUGGCAGAGCAGUUAAUCCCAGUUCUAUGGUCAUUAUAAACGGUCUUUUCAUAUAUUAAUACACAAACUGUUUGAGAGCCUGUAUCCUAAAAAAUGGUUAUAUAAACUCUAUCUCUUAUCAGAUGUUAGAUUCUGAUCUGACCUGACGACAGUCUGCUCUGUGUAAAUAUACCGACAUGUAGGUGGAUGAGUUUAUGUCAGUACAUUGUCAGAUCAUGUCAAGUCAUCAUUAACUUUCUUAACCUGUUAAUUCCUUGAGAUGAAUUCUUAAAAGGACCAUUUUUGAAAUCCUCAUCCAACUGCACCGAUGAAUUCAUGACCUCAAGUCAAGGAAGUUUUUUUUCUGGGAUACUGACAGAUUUGAACAUCACCCUGCAUCAGUCUGUGACAAACUGUCAUUGUAAUAUAAAGUUUACGGGAGAGGUCAGAAAAACAGUUUUGUCCAAAUAUUAUUUCCUAAUGCUAAAAGUGGAUUUUCCAUUUUUAAAAACCUUCAGUGCCUUUGACAAUCAUGUCUGUGUACAGUAAAACUUCUUAGCUCUUCUUUUUGUUCUAUUUCAGUAACUGGGUGAAAUGACUUAUUCUCCUUUUUUAUGAGCACAAGAUAUUUUGACGUGUUUAAAUCCAAAAAGACGAUCCUGCAAAACAUGCACAGUGUGAAUAUCUGUGGAGGACACGUCUACAGAUCUUAGCUCAUUAUAAAACACCACCUUGUAUUUUUUAAUAGUCCAGGACUGAACAGUCUUCAUUUAGAACCACGUCAGUCUUGUUUUGGUGCUAGGCGAGAAUAAAGAGAAACUACAUUUGGCCUUUAGAAAACCAUUAGACUGUAGCAGAAGAAAAAGAAUAAAUGCAACUUAUUUCAUUGUAAAUAAUUUCGUGCAAUAUUCCCUUUUUUAGUUAAGAUGCCAAAGUGAAUUUCUGUCUUGUGUAGGUAUUUUCUUCUGACUGUAAAGAAAUGUUUUUUUUAUUUUCACCUUUCUUGAUCUGUUUCCACAAGUGACCUCUAUCACCACCAUAAUAUUUUCAUUAUGGACUGUUCUGUCGAUUAUCAUUACAGUUAACAAAUUGUUUAAAUAAACAGUCAAACCCUGGUUCAGUUGACUGACAGAGAAAAGCAGAAAAUCUGAGAAAAGGUUUAGACUGAACGCUCCCUGUUAGCAGUGAUUUAUUAGUUUCUCAUUAACAGGAUUUCUUCCUCUAAUGGAAACAGAUUGAAAUUAGCAUUAUAACUGUCGUAUGUAUCGUUAUUAUCUGUUUGCUCUUAUUCUCUCUACAAACCUAACACGGUGAGGUGAAGGUUAAAUUUAACCUGUCAAACUGUCUUCUGCUCUUUGUUUUUUAAAUAAAGACUUUCAAAAUCA
Lates calcarifer (barramundi perch) is the source of this 4578-nucleotide messenger RNA. RefSeq names its product RE1-silencing transcription factor (gene rest). The record is from RefSeq and is a predicted model, not a curated record. Gene Ontology annotation, biological process: regulation of gene expression. Gene Ontology annotation, cellular component: nucleus. NCBI's taxonomy places the organism in Eukaryota, Metazoa, Chordata, Actinopteri, Centropomidae. The transcript has 6 exons. The coding region runs from base 198 to 3191 and encodes 997 amino acids.